Molecule: messenger RNA, 1241 nt
Organism: Bombyx mandarina (wild silkworm)
Lineage: Eukaryota; Metazoa; Arthropoda; Insecta; Lepidoptera; Bombycidae
Product: SEC14-like protein 2
Cellular component (GO): cytoplasm
Source: RefSeq, a predicted model, not a curated record
UUUCGUAGGAGCGUCAAAGACGUGUUGAGACCCGAACACAAUGACCAUUUUUUAUUAAGAUGGUUAAGAGCUCGACAAUGGGACCCAGAAGCCGCAGAGAAGAUGUUAAGAGAUUCAUUGAAAUGGCGAGAGAAAUGGGAAGUAGACACAACUCUACCGAGUUGGCAGGCACCCGAAGUUCUAGAAAAACACUUUCCCAGCGGCAGCACGGGCUUCGACAAGGAAGGCUCACCAGUGAUAAUUGUUCCAUUCGUUGGUCUGGAUGUAUGGGGUCUACUGCACUCCUUCACCAGGACUGAAGUCAUUCGAAUGAUUUUGAAACAUUUGGAGAACUACCUCGCUAUAGCAAGAAAACAAGCGCUCACUCACGGACCGGACGCUUUGAAGGUAACAGUGAUUUUUGACUUGGAGGGUUUCAACAUAAGACAGUACGCGUGGAAACCAGCCGCGGAAAUGGUAUUCACCCUUCUAAAACUUUACGAAGCCAAUUACCCUGAGAUAUUGAAGAGUUGCUUCAUUGUUAAUGCGCCCAAAGUCUUCUCUCUAGCAUUCUCCGUGAUCAAAAAAUUUAUGCACGAAUACACCAUAUCGAAGAUCAAGAUAUUCGGUACGGAUACAAAGAAAUGGCAGGCGCAAGUAUUGAACCUGAUCGAUAAGGACCAGCUACCGGUUCACUACGGCGGGACUAUGGUCGAUGAAAAUGGCGACCCGAGGUGUAGUUUAAUUGUGAAGCCAGGUGGGAAAGUGCCUAAAUGUUACUACUCAAAGAAUACCAGUGAAAAACAGAAGAAUUACAAUAAAGUCACCAUAAAGACCGGAGAGAAGCACGUCUUAGAUUUGCUGUGUGCGGACAACGACAGCGUUUUGAAAUGGGAAAUCGGAGUGGAACAUCACGAAAUAAAAUUUCAAAUAAAACGAAGGGACGAGGAAGGCAACGAGGAAGUGGUCCACGGGCCGAGGAAGAUCGCCGAGGGUCCGAUGGACGUCGGCGUGCUCUCCGUCACCGGACCGGCCACGUAUUCAGUGAUAUUCGAUAACAAAAACGCGUUCCUAAAGAACAAGAAGAUAUUCUAUGACAUUUUGAUAACGGUGCCGACCAGGGACCUCAACAUUAACGACGAGCCCGACGACCACAAUGAACCUGUCGCUGCUGCGUAUGAAUAAACAGUAUUCUUAGAGAGAUAACUAAUAAAUUAUAGUAGAGCGGAUGAGCUAAACUAGGUCAUUUAUCGCAAACAGUC